CGGUUGUCGCGUCUCUUCUGACGCCUCAGACGACAUGGCGACCGAGAGUGGUAGUGAUUCGCAGCUGAGGAGGAGAAGGCGCCGGGACCCAGAGGGAUCAGAAAGAACAGAACCGAGCGAGCGAGAACCGGCCCUGGCAGUGGCGGGGAGCGAAGAAAAUGAUGAUGAGAAUGAAGAGCGCUGGGUCGGGCCUUUACCGGUGGAGGCAACACUUGCCAAGAAGAGGAAAGUUCUAGAGUUUGAAAGAGUCUAUCUUGAUAAUCUCCCUAGUGCAUCUAUGUAUGAGCGCAGUUACAUGCACAGAGAUGUCAUCACACAUGUGGUAUGUACCAAAACAGAUUUUAUUAUCACCGCCAGUCAUGAUGGACAUGUUAAAUUUUGGAAAAAAAUAGAAGAAGGAAUUGAGUUUGUUAAACAUUUUCGUAGUCACCUUGGAAUUAUUGAGAGUAUUGCAGUUAGCUCUGAGGGAGCAUUGUUCUGUUCUGUUGGUGAUGAUAAAGCAAUGAAGGUGUUUGAUGUAGUGAACUUUGACAUGAUCAACAUGCUGAAGCUUGGCUAUUUUCCUGGACAAUGUGAGUGGAUAUAUUGCCCAGGAGAUGCCAUAUCUUCAGUUGCUGCUUCUGAGAAGAGUACAGGAAAAAUUUUCAUUUAUGAUGGUCGAGGAGAUAACCAGCCACUUCAUAUUUUUGACAAACUCCAUGUAUUCCCUCUUACUCAAAUAAGACUAAACCCAGUUUACAAAGCAGUGGUGUCUUCUGACAAAUCCGGAAUGAUUGAGUACUGGACUGGACCGCCGCAUGAAUAUAAAUUCCCUAAAAAUGUGAACUGGGAGUAUAAAACAGACACAGAUUUAUAUGAAUUUGCCAAGUGUAAGGCAUAUCCAACCAGCAUAUGCUUUUCACCUGAUGGGAAGAAAAUAGCAACCAUUGGAUCAGACAGAAAAGUUAGAAUUUUCAGGUUUUUAACUGGAAAACUCAUGAGGGUCUUUGAUGAAUCAUUAAGUAUGUUUACUGAACUGCAACAGAUGAGGCAACAACUACCAGACAUGGAAUUUGGCCGACGAAUGGCUGUAGAACGGGAGCUGGAGAAAGUGGAUGCUGUAAGAUUAAUUAACAUCGUUUUUGAUGAAACCGGACACUUUGUGCUGUACGGAACGAUGCUGGGCAUUAAAGUGAUAAAUGUAGAAACGAAUCGGUGUGUGCGGAUCUUAGGCAAGCAAGAAAAUAUUAGAGUGAUGCAGCUGGCUUUGUUUCAGGGAAUAGCCAAAAAGCAUCGAGCUGCAGCUACCAUAGAGAUGAAGGCUUCUGAAAACCCCGUUCUUCAGAAUAUUCAAGCUGACCCAACAAUAGUCUGUACAUCUUUCAAAAAGAAUCGCUUUUACAUGUUUACUAAACGAGAACCGGAAGAUACAAAAAGUGCAGAUUCUGACAGAGAUGUUUUUAAUGAGAAACCUUCUAAAGAAGAAGUCAUGGCAGCUACUCAAGCUGAAGGGCCAAAGCGAGUUUCAGACAGUGCCAUUGUCCACACAAGCAUGGGGGACAUUCACAUCAAACUUUUUCCUGUUGAGUGUCCCAAGACUGUGGAAAACUUCUGUGUUCAUAGCAGAAACGGUUAUUACAAUGGGCAUACAUUCCACCGUAUAAUUAAGGGCUUCAUGAUUCAGACAGGAGAUCCAACAGGUACUGGUAUGGGGGGAGAAAGCAUAUGGGGAGGAGAGUUUGAGGAUGAAUUCCACUCAACAUUACGACAUGACAGACCAUACACACUCAGCAUGGCCAAUGCUGGAUCAAAUACAAACGGAUCCCAGUUUUUUAUAACAGUAGUACCAACGCCUUGGCUUGAUAAUAAGCACACUGUGUUUGGAAGAGUGACUAAAGGAAUGGAAGUUGUGCAGAGGAUUUCGAAUGUUAAAGUCAAUCCCAAAACUGAUAAGCCUUAUGAGGAUGUCAGCAUCAUAAAUAUCACUGUCAAGUAAACUGGAUUUUGUUACAUUCACAAGAGGAUUUAUAAUAAAAGACUGUUUCACAUUUGGAAGUUUAAAACUUGCUGAAUAUGUAAAUCAUGUUUUAAAAGACAAACACUGUAUUUUUGUAUUUUUACUUAAAGGCCUUUUUUGAAAACACUGCCUUUUUUGGACUAUUUGUGAUUCUCAGGGGCAACAAAUUGAAACACACUAAAUUGAGGCAAAUAACAUUUUAUAGGUCAAUUCUGUUAUUAUGACUCAAACUUGGUAUUAAAUAAUGGAUUCUUUUUUUUAAAAAAUACCUUUUUAUGUUCAGUGGUCUUUAAAAAGAAAAAAAAUAAAAAGUUCCUUAAUAUUAUAAAAUACCCUUUCAAA
This is a messenger RNA of Mus pahari (shrew mouse), 2338 nucleotides long. It is a transcript of the gene Ppwd1, whose product is annotated as peptidylprolyl isomerase domain and WD repeat containing 1. Gene Ontology annotation, molecular function: peptidyl-prolyl cis-trans isomerase activity; protein binding. The record is from RefSeq and is a predicted model, not a curated record. Bases 35 to 1975 code for a protein of 646 amino acids. Lineage: Eukaryota; Metazoa; Chordata; Mammalia; Rodentia; Muridae. The transcript has 11 exons. Gene Ontology annotation, biological process: protein peptidyl-prolyl isomerization.